UUGUUCAUCCUUGUUUUGCUCGUGCUGGCCAAUGAGAACUGAGGUUGGUUAUGAUCGCUGUAAUACACUAGAGCUCCCGAGUGGCGGAAUGUAUUGAUGUAUCGUCUGCUGGGAGGCAGUGAGCAACAAUGAGAGUACCGUAGAGGGGGCUUCUCCUCGAGGUGCAGGUAAUAAAUUGAUCAGCUAAUUGUGGUGAGGUGAGAGGACACGGGUGUGACCAUGGCCUCUAAACCUCAGCUGGUACUGCUGGGAUACGUGGAUGAGCAGAUCUCCUCCAGGAAUCAGCAAAUGGCCAGCUUCUCUGUCAGCAAAAUUGGCGGAACACCAGAUUGGUGCGUAAGUGGUGGUGAAAUUCCAAUGUGUAAACGUUGUGGCAGAAGGCAAUCCUUAGUUGUUCAAGUCUAUUCACCUUUGGAAGGGUCUUUAUAUCACCGAACACUUUACGUAUUUGCUUGUGUGACUCAGGAAUGUUGGAAUCGCUCAAACAGUUGGACUUGUUUACGAAGCCAAAUUCUAGAUCCUGCAGCUGCGAGAACUACCUCCCCUUCCUCUAAAUCUCCUCCAUCUGUGUCAUCCUUUGGUGGUGAAAGUUGGUUCCAAGAUGAACAUGACUGGGGAGGUAAUGACAAUGAUGGUAAUGGCAAUGCUGAUAACUUCAACUUGGCAUCAUCGUCGCAGCUGUACCUGGACAACAUGGCCAAGACAGGAGGGGGAAGGAGUAACCUUAACAAUAUAAACUCAAACACGGCUUCCAUCACUGAAGUUGCACAAAAGAUGGAGAGCAAGCUAAAUAUCAUUGAGGAUGAUCCCAAUGCCAAUGAAGCAGUAUGUGGUGCUGUAGGUAUUGUUGGCUGUGAGGGGGAAGGCGUAGAGGCCACUGCCGUCAUUGAAGGUUCGGAAGGCGACAUGAUUGCUGUCGAUACUCCAGAACAACCAACGACAGACAUUCCUGCUUUAUUCCAGGAAGCAGCCCAAAUUGAUGCCAAUGCAGAGGUCACUUUCCUUCCGUUCUUCAUGGUAAGCGAUGUAGAACCCCCGGAAGAUGUUGCCUUCUCUGAUCACGAAAGGGAAUUAUUAUUGCGUUAUACUCACACAACUGGGCAUGACUUCAGAGAGGAGGAAAUUGCUGCGGGAGCUGAUGGAAAGGGGGAUGGAGUGUAUGAGAAAGAUAUUGCCAUUCAUGGAGAUGUUCUGCUUCACAAGUUCAAAAAGAGAAUUUCUCGUAGUCCACAGCAGGUACUCAGGUAUUGUCGUGAAGAAGGCUCAUCACCGCUCUGGUUACACCCUCCCGGUCAGAGCGAGGUGGCUACUAAAUGUCAGUUCUGUGGAGGGAGUAUGGUGUUUGAGAUGCAGAUCACCCCUCAGCUGGUUCUUCAUCUCCGAGUAGCAGGGGUCCAGGGUACACCUCUUGAGUUUGGGACUGUCACUGUAUUCACAUGUGCUGCUUCAUGCUGGAAUGAAAAAGACAUUAUAAAGCAAGAAGCAGUAGUUGUCCAAUGUGAAGUGAUUUAAAAAGUUAUUCUCUGACUUUUAAAGUGUCGAGAGCCUCGGUGUGUGUAUUUACCAAUGAUACUUUUCAUAGGUGAAUAAGUUGUACUAAACAUAAAUAAUAAUCUUAAAUUAGAUUUCAGUAUUUUUUCACCAUCAGAUUUGCAAUGGUUUAUUCAUUGUAACUAAUUUCAUUUAAAGAAACUAAGCAGCUUUAAACUCCAGGAACCCUAGCUGUAACAAUUGAACAAGUUUAAGAUUGCCAAUGAAAGAGAGAUCAGAGGUAGAUGAUGAGCUCGAGAGUAUAUUGGGUGUGUGUUUACCUCAAUUUGUAAAAUGUAAAGUUGUGCACGCCUCGGACAAAUUUGCUUUUGGGGGUGUCACAAGAUGAACUGUUAUAAUAAAACACUUUUCUUCACAUUUGUCUAGUUGAAGUGCUUGCCUUCAGCUUUAUUUAUAUAUAUAUAUAUAUAUAUAUAUAUAUAUAUAUAUAAUAUAAAAUAUGUAUUAAAGUUUUUCAUUUUUAUUUCUUGUUGAUGAAGGUGACUCGUCAUUGAGAAAUCUGGCCAGAUACAAAUGUUGUUAUCCAGGUUACAAGUGUGCAAUACAGAUAACUUCACCAUAUCAUUACAAACUCAGAGAAUUUCUUGCUAAUGAGUUGUAAUACAGAGAUCUACACAAGUCCCGUCUUAUCUAGAUCUGCAAAAAAAAAAAAAGGUAAAAAAAAAAAAAAAAGAGAAGUGCAAUAGAAAUGUGAUAAUUGUUGAUCUCACUGUGCAUUACCAUUUGCAGCUUUUAUUUAAUGUAUGGAGUAUUUUAGCUUUCAGCUUACUUGCCUGUGGUAUUUUGAUGGCAUUACGGACUAGAAUAUU
Molecule: messenger RNA, 2360 nt
Organism: Procambarus clarkii (red swamp crayfish)
Lineage: Eukaryota; Metazoa; Arthropoda; Malacostraca; Decapoda; Cambaridae
Gene: trus
Product: programmed cell death 2 like trus
Biological process (GO): apoptotic process
Cellular component (GO): cytoplasm
Source: RefSeq, a predicted model, not a curated record